AUGCCAUCCGACUACUCCAUCCAGACCAUCCAGACCAAGCCUUACCAGGACCAAAAGUAAGUCCAAGACCAACUGCCGCCGUAGGGACCAGAACGGAAACAGGCAGCAGCUGCUCCGCCCGCCGCCGCCACAAGUCGAAUCCCGCGUGUGAUCGGCUAUGAUCUCGUGCAGUGCAAUUCCAUUCUCAUUUCUGACGCAUGGCUUCUCCCCUUGUACCCUUCUUCUAGGCCCGGAACGUCGGGUUUGCGCAAAAAGUAGGUUGCAACUCACUCCCGGACGCUCAACUCUCUGCCUCCGCCACAGACCACCUCUCUGACGUGGGGGCGGAAAUGAGGCCGGAAUGACGAGCGGCACCCCGGACACGACCAUGUCAUCCCGAUUCCGCGGCUUGGAAUCGGUGCUGACCACCUCUUCACUUCCAAAACAGGGUCACCGUUUUCCAGCAGCAGAAUUACACCGAAAACUUCAUCCAGGCCAUCCUCGACGGUAUCCCGUCCCCGGGCGCAGAAGGAGCGACACUCGUCGUCGGCGGGGAUGGUCGCUACUACUCGCCCGAGUGCGUCCAAAAGAUCCUCAAGAUCGCGGCCGGCAACAAGGUCAAACACCUCAUCAUCGGCCAGCACGCCAUCUUCUCCACCCCCGCUGUAUCGCACAUCAUCCGAGCGAGGAAGGCCACGGGAGGCAUCCUCCUCACCGCCAGUCACAACCCCGGUGGACCCAACGCCGAUUUCGGUAUCAAGUACAACAUGGAGAACGGUGGGCCUGCACCCGAGAGCGUGACCAACAAGGUCUACGAUAUCUCCAAGCAGCUCGAGAGUUACAAGCUCGUCGACUUGCCCGAGGUGGGUCAAAAUAAUUCAGGGCUGCCUGCACAUGUCCGUUGCAACAUAAUGAACUCGUUCUCUAGCACUCGUAGGUCGAUCUCUCCAAACUCGGAACGACCGAGUUGGGUCCCAUCACCGUCGAGGUCAUCGACUCGGUCAAGCCUUACGUCGCUUUACUCAAGUCCAUCUUCGACUUUGCCCUCAUCAAGGAAUACGUUCAGUCCCCAUCGGCCUCGGUCCUCUUCGACGGUCUGUCCGGUGUCACCGGUCCUUACGCCCGCGAGAUCUUUGUCAACGAGCUCGGUCUGGGCGAGUCUUCGAUCCAAGGCUGCGAGCCUUCGCCCGAUUUUGCCGGCGGUCACCCCGACCCCAACUUGACCUACGCGCAUUCACUCGUCGAGCGAGUCGAGAAGAACAACAUCGCCUUUGGUGCCGCUUCCGAUGGUGAUGGUGACCGCAACAUGAUCUACGGCAAGGGUGCUUUCGUCACGCCGAGUGAUUCGGUCGCGAUCAUCGCCGAUUGGGCCGAGUCGAUCCCUUACUUCCAAAAGGGUGGUGUCAAGGGCUUGGCGAGGAGUAUGCCCACCAGUGGUGCGAUCGACCUCGUGGCCAAGGCCAAGAAGUUCGAGGUCUUUGAAGUCCCCACCGGUGCGUACAGAGAUUCUCCUUUCGAGAAAGACGAUCAAGUUCGGUCAAGCUGACGAUCACCUCGUCUCUCGGCUUCUUAGGAUGGAAGUUCUUUGGUAACCUCAUGGACACGGGGCGUCUUUCGAUCUGCGGUGAAGAGUCGUUCGGUACAGGCUCGGACCACAUUCGCGAAAAGGAUGGUCUCUGGGCCGUCAUCGCGUGGCUCAACAUCCUCGCCUCGGCGCAAAAGCAAGGCAUCGAGGGGAUCUCGGGCGUGUUGCAAGACCACUACACCAAGUACGGUCGCACCUUCUUCUCGCGCUACGACUACGAGGAGGUCGAUUCGGACAAGGCCAACGAGGUGAUGAAGCAACUCGAACAGUCGUUCGCGUCGUCCGGGUUCGUCGGCAAGGCCUUGAAGGCGACUUCGUCCGAGACGUCCUUCAACGUCGCCGAGGCCGACAACUUUGCCUACACCGACCCCAUCGACGGUUCGGUCUCCAAGAACCAAGGUCUUUACGUUCGCUUCGAGGAUGGCUCGAGGAUUGUCUUUAGGUUGGCCGGUACCGGCUCGAGUGGUGCGACGAUCCGUCUCUAUGUCGAGAAGUACUCCAAGGACGAUAGGGAAUACGCUAGGGAUACGCAAGAAGGUCUCAAGCCUUUGAUCGAGGUCGCGUUGAGCUUGAGUAGGUUGGUCGAGAUCACGGGCAGAAAGGAACCGACUGUCAUUACGGUGAGUGGACGGCUGGGCUGCGGACGUGUCCUCCGCUUUGGAGGGGCCAGAAGCUGA
Messenger RNA from Microbotryum saponariae, 2241 nucleotides. NCBI's taxonomy places the organism in Eukaryota, Fungi, Basidiomycota, Microbotryomycetes, Microbotryales, Microbotryaceae. The record is from the annotation of a GenBank genome assembly.